Strongyloides ratti is the source of this 1440-nucleotide messenger RNA. RefSeq names its product Acetyl-CoA hydrolase/transferase family and Acetyl-CoA hydrolase/transferase C-terminal domain-containing protein. Gene Ontology annotation, cellular component: mitochondrion. Gene Ontology annotation, molecular function: acetate CoA-transferase activity. The transcript is spliced from 2 exons. NCBI's taxonomy places the organism in Eukaryota, Metazoa, Nematoda, Chromadorea, Rhabditida, Strongyloididae. The record is from RefSeq and is a predicted model, not a curated record. Gene Ontology annotation, biological process: acetate metabolic process. Bases 1 to 1440 code for a protein of 479 amino acids.
AUGCGUUUUUUGUCAAAUAUUGUUUCAAAUUCUUUUAAUGGUAUAAAAGGGAUUCAUACAACAUCAGCCAUCUCAAUGAGAUCAACUGCUGGUGGUCCAGUACCAAUAGAAAGAAGUUAUCCAGUUACUGGUAAAUCACCAAAAAUAGUAACUGCAUCUGAAGCAGUUGAUGUUAUCAAAUCAGGUGAUAAUGUUUUUGUUCAUGGAAUUGCCUGUACACCAACACCACUUCUUAAUGCUUUAUGUGAUGCAGCUAAAGCAAAGAAUCUUAAGGGUAUUAAACUUCAUCAUUUACAUCUUGAAGGACCAACACCAUGGCUUGCUGAUGACAUUCGUGAUAAAAUACGUUCUAAUUCUCUUUUUACUGGGCAUAAUCUUCGUAAAGCAGUCAAUGAAGGAUGGGUUGAUUUUAAUUCAACAUUCCUUCAUGAAGUACCAUUACUUUUCCGUAAAGGUGCAAUUAAACUUGAUGUUGCCUUACUUCAAGUUUCACCACCAGAUGAACAUGGUUUUUGUACAUUAGGUACAUCUAUAGAUACAGCACGUGCUGCUAUUCAACAUGCUAAUGUUAUAAUAGCAAUGUCAAAUAAAAAUAUGCCAAGAACUUUUGGUGAUGGUGUUAUACAUCAAUCACAUAUAGAUUAUCUUGUUGAAGCUCAUGAUUUUCCAAUUCAUUUAAGAGCAAUGCCAACAAUUGGUGAGGUUGAACAAAAAAUUGGUAAAAUUAUUGCUCAAGAAUUAGUUGAUGAUGGUGCAACACUUCAAAUGGGAAUUGGUGCCAUUCCAGAUGCUGCUUUAGCAUCAAUGAAAAAUCACAAAGAUCUUGGUAUUCAUACAGAAAUGUUUUCUGAUGGUGUAUUAGAUUUGGUUGAAAGUAAUGCUAUUACAAAUAAAUAUAAAUAUACUCAACCAGGAAGGAUGUCUGUAUCAUUUGUAUAUGGAUCUCAAAAACUUUAUAAAUUUUUAGAUAAUAAUCCAUUUGUUCAUUUUGGUGAUGUUGCAGUCAUAAAUGAUCCAAGUGUUAUUCGUAAAAAUCCAAAAGUUACAGCUAUUAAUAGUUGUGUUGAAAUUGAUUUGACUGGGCAGAUUGUAUCUGAUAGUGUUGGUACAAAACUUAUUAGUGGUUUUGGUGGUCAAGUAGAUUUUAUUCGUGCUGCAGCUUUAUCAGAUGAUGGUCUUGGUAGACCAAUUAUUGCUCUUCCUUCAACAACUAAAAAAGGACAAUCUAAAAUUGUUCCAACACUUCAAGAUGGUGGUGGUGUUGUUACAACUCGUGCACAUGCUCAUUACAUCGUUACUGAGUAUGGUGUUGCUGAAAUUUGGGGAAAAAAUAUGAGACAAAGAGCCUAUGAAUUAAUUAAAAUUGCUCAUCCAUCUGCCCGUGAAGGACUUGAGAAAGCUGCUUUUGAGAGAUUUAAAGUUAUGCCAUCAAAAGACUAA